AUGUAUUCAUCGAAAGAACAACAAUCUUUCGAGUUGGAACAGCAACAGCAUCAACAGCAGCAGCAAGGUGGCGAAGACGGCAAUUGCAUGGAAGCCGCCUCUCCUAAUGACGAAAACAGUGGGGUGCGAGGUUCCCUUGGAUCUCUAGGGGGUCCAAGAAUGGCUGCUGGAGAUAUGAUGUAUGAUGGACAUGGUAGUCUAUCUGCCGUCCCGGUGUCAACACUAACUGCUGCUCAAGCCGCAGCAGUUCAACAGCAGCAAGCCAUGGCAGCUGCAGCCAAUUAUCGUUACAUGACCCUUAAUAGUCAUCAGCAAAUGGCUAACCAUCCCCAAAUGAUUCCCACUGAAUACGUCUACACUGGUGGUCCUGUGGGUAACCACGUCUUGAGCACUCAACCCGUUAUUCAAUCCCAUGCGCAGCCAUUAAUCUACACCACCACCACCACAGCUAAUUCUCAACAUCAACAAAUCCAACAACCCUAUGACCGUUGUCCCGCUAUAUGUAGUUUGUUUGCUAUCUUCUGCUGCCCAAUUACAUUCUGGUGUUCCCUUCCAGCCCUUGCUUAUUCACUCUGUGCUUACACCGACUAUAGAGCCAACGACAUGCAUGCCUAUCGCAGUAAAUCUGAUGUUGCGAGAAGGUGUGUUAUCAUCGCGUGUAUUAUAGGCCUCAUUCUCUGUAUAAUCUGGGCAAUAUUGACUUUCCUCUAUUAUGGAGAAAUGCUGCUUCUACUAAGCGAUUUGAUCAAGACGGUGCAACGACAUCUUUGGCCAAAUAAUUAA
Molecule: messenger RNA, 783 nt
Organism: Rodentolepis nana
Lineage: Eukaryota; Metazoa; Platyhelminthes; Cestoda; Cyclophyllidea; Hymenolepididae
Source: the annotation of a GenBank genome assembly